AUGGAUUUAAUACUUGAAAAGAAGACGACCUUAAUUGAGAUCCUGUCUGCUGAUACAGGCUUUGUUCUCCAUCAUGUGCAAGAGAAAAAACUCAUCACUGAUCAUGACUACAGGGAGCUUAAAAUCCUACCUCAGAACACUGAUCAGAUGUCUGGCGAAUUAUUGGAUAAACUGAGACACAAAGGGGACGACAUCUGUGAGAAAUUCAUUGAGCUGCUGAAAGAGGAGAUCAUUUUGCAACAAUACCCCAGGCUAAGAGGGCAUUUCUCACUUCAGUCUACAGACUUUGGACCAGUCUUGUCCACUCAUUUAGCAGCAGAAGCAGUCACAGACACAGCUGUACCAAACUAUAAACAGUUUGAAAUCAGCCUGAAAUCCCAUCUGAGACAAAGAUAUGAGCGCAUUUUGAUUGGAACAUCACAAAGAGGUCAUAAAAAGUUCCUGAAUGAUAUCUAUACUGAUCUCUACAUAGUGGAGGAUGAGACUGGAGGAGUCAUUCAUGAACAUGAGAUUAUGCAGGCUGAGGCAUCAACUAGGAGAUUUAUUACAGAGCAAACUCCAAUCACAUGCAGUGAUGUUUUCAAAGUCCCAUCUGAUCUAAGUCGAAGAAACAGAAAAGUGCUGACUAUGGGAAUUGCUGGAGUAGGAAAAACUGUCUCAGUGAACAAAUUCAUACUGGACUGGGCAGAGGGGAAGACCAACCAGGAAAUAGAUUUUAUUUUUCCACUUUCCUUUCGAGAGCUGAAUUCAGUGAACGAUCAAAAAUACAGCCUGAUAGAGUUUCUUCAUGAAUAUUUUGAAGAUUCUGCUGAACUGAAGUCUUUUCCAGAUGGUGAUGGUAAAGUCAUGUUCAUUUUUGAUGGACUUGAUGAGUGUCACUUUCCUCUUGACUUUACUGAGAAAGAGAAAGUGAAAAAGAUUGAUCAGAAAACAUCAGUGGGUGGACUAAUAACAAACCUACUCAAGGCAAAUCUGCUUCCCUCUGCUCUCAUCUGGAUAACCUCCAGGCCAGCAGCAGCCCAUCUGAUCCCUCGAGACUACAUUGACCAGGUGACUGAAGUACGAGGAUUCAGUGAUGAACAAAAGGAAGACUACUUUAGAAAGUACAAUGACAAUAAUCCAAAAAUGGCCAAAAAAAUGAUCACAAACAUAAAGAAAUCAAAGACCCUCCACAUCAUGUGUCACAUACCAGUCUUCUGUUGGAUAUCAGCCACUGUGCUUCAGCCAAUGCUAGCCAAAGAUACAAGCAAAGAAUUUCCCACAACACUGACUGGGGUGUACAUACAGUUUUUGAUUUUCCAAAAAAUCCAAAUGAAAGACAAAUACAAUUCUGAACACGUUAUACUGAAGCUUGGAAAGUUGGCCUUCCUCCAGCUGGAGAGGGGUAAUCUGAUAUUCUACGAGAAAGACCUGGGAGAGUGUGGCAUUGAUGUUAUUGAGGCUUCAGUGUACUCAGGAGUUUGCACACAGAUAUUCAGUCGGGAGCAGAGAGCCUCUGAGAUGAUGGUCUUCAGCUUUGUACAUCCAAGUGUUCAAGAAUUCCUUGCAGCUGUCUAUGUGUUUCAUUCCUUCUGUAACAAUAAAGAGAACCCACUUCAACCAAGAACUGUCUGGAACAGUAAGAAUUUGUUACCAGAAACCACAACUGACCUCCACAGAUGUGCUAUAGACAAGGCCUUAGAGAGUGAGAAUAGACACCUGGACCUUUUCCUCCGCUUCCUUCUUGGCCUCUCGCUGGACUCCAAUCAGAAAUUACUUCAAGAACAACUGUUGCAAAUAAAGAUCAAAACAGAGAGUGUGCAGGAAACAAUCAAAUACAUCAAAAAGGAGCUCAACAAAUGCAGUUCAUUUGGGAGGAGCAUAAAUUUUCUCCACUGUCUGCUUGAACUGAAGGAUGACUCACUUGUGGAUGAAGUUCAAGAAUACAUAGACUCAGGGCGUCUCUCUGUAGAUACACUCUUACCUGCACAGUGGUCAACUCUGGUAUUUCUGCUGCAGAUGUCAAUGGAGACUGAAAAACAAUUUGAACUGAGGUUUUACAGAAGAUCAGAUGAAGGGCUAAAGAAGUUGCUACCAGUGAUUAAAAACACCAAACGUGCCCUAUUAGCUGAUUGUGAACUAAGUGAACAGUCCUGUGAAGCUGUAGCCUCAGUUCUACAGUCAGUAAACUGUCCCCUGAGAGAACUGGACCUGAGUAACAAUGACCUUCAGGAUUCAGGAGUGAAGAUGCUCUGUGCUGGACUGAAGAAUCCACACUGUAAACUGGAGACACUGAGACUUGCUGGUUGUAAACUCACUGAACAGUCCUGUGAAGCUGUAGCCUCAGUUCUACAGUCAGUAAACUGUCCCCUGAGAGAACUGGACCUGAGUAACAAUGACCUUCAGGAUUCAGGAGUGAAACUGCUGUCUGCUGGACUCAAGAAUCCAAACUGUAAACUGGAGACACUGAGGUUGUCUGGUUGUUUAGUGACAGAGGAAGGCUAUUCUUCUCUGGCUUCAGCUCUGAGUUCAAACCCCUCACACCUGAGAGAGCUGGAUCUGAGCUACAAUCACCCAGGAGACUCAGGAGUGAAACUGCUCUCUGACAGAAAGAAGGAUCCACACUGUAAACUGGACACACUCAAAGUGGAACCUGGUGGAGAAUUCUGGACGAAAGAGGGAAAAAGAAAACAUGCCCUCCAGCUUACACUGGAUCCUAACACAGCAAACCCAAACCUCGAUCCUUCUGCCGACAAAAAGAGAGUGACAUGGACAGUUGAGAAGCAGCCGCACCCUUACCACCCAGAUCGAUUUGAGAACGUAGACCAGGUUUUGUGUAGAGAAAGUCUGACUGGACGCUGUUACUGGGAGGCAGAGUGGACUGGGAGGUUGGAUAUAGCGAUGACAUAUAGAGGAAUUAGGAGGAAAGGAGAGAGUGAUGACUGUCAGCUUGGACACAAUGACAAGUCCUGGAGCCUGGAGUGCUCUGAAGACCUUUACACUGCCAGACAUAACGGUCAGGGUACUGACAUUACUCCGCCCUCAGAUUCACACAGAGUAGGAGUGUAUUUGGACUGGUUGACUGGAACACUAUCCUUCUACAGCGUCUCCUCUGACACACAGGAUCUUACACACUUACAUACAUUCGGUUCCACAUUCACUGAACCCCUCUAUGCAGGCUUUAGACUUUAUGACACAGACUGGGGCUCUCCUGACCCAUCAGUGUCUCUCACUUCAAUUCUGUGCUGA
Molecule: messenger RNA, 3228 nt
Organism: Chanos chanos (milkfish)
Lineage: Eukaryota; Metazoa; Chordata; Actinopteri; Gonorynchiformes; Chanidae
Product: protein NLRC3-like
Exons: 8
Coding region: 1-3228 (1075 amino acids)
Biological process (GO): regulation of apoptotic process
Molecular function (GO): protein binding
Source: RefSeq, a predicted model, not a curated record